Molecule: messenger RNA, 636 nt
Organism: Sporothrix brasiliensis 5110
Lineage: Eukaryota; Fungi; Ascomycota; Sordariomycetes; Ophiostomatales; Ophiostomataceae
Exons: 2
Coding region: 1-636 (211 amino acids)
Cellular component (GO): endoplasmic reticulum-Golgi intermediate compartment; extracellular exosome
Molecular function (GO): calcium ion binding
Source: RefSeq, a predicted model, not a curated record
AUGCUACCAUUGCGACUUCUUGCGGCGGCAGGCUUUCUGGCCGUGGCCAUGGCGCACGGCGACCACUCUCCCAGCAAAAAGCCCGAGGUUGGCGAAGACGCAGACUGGAUCACAAGGCACAUGGCAGAGGAACACCACAUUGCCGACUUUGACGGCGACUCCUUCUUCACGCUGCACGAUUUUGACGGCGACAGCUUCUGGACGCCCUCCGAGAUCGAGCGGACCUACGGCCUCAACGACGCAUCCAACGACGGCCUGGCGCCCGAAAAGCGCGCGGCCGUGGCACCCGCCGUGCUGGCACUCUUUGACACGGACGGCGACGGCCGCAUCAGCCGGUCCGAGUGGUGCAAGGGAUUCAUCGAGGACGGCAAGACGCUGCCAGACCUCGGCACGGGCCCCGGCCACCACGGCGACGACGAGUACGAGUACGAGAUCCACCACUGGGAGAAGUACCACGACGAGAACACAAAGAUCGAGGACCUGACGCACCCCGAAGACAUUGAGCACUUCAAGUACCACGAGGAGCUCGCAGCCAAAGAGGAGGCCGAGGAGGAGGCACGGCGGGCGCGGGAGGCGCUGGCCAUUGUCUGGAACAAUGUGCCGACAAUGUUCCGGAAAGCGCGGACGCAGACGUAG